Messenger RNA from Vanderwaltozyma polyspora DSM 70294, 2736 nucleotides. RefSeq names its product 1-phosphatidylinositol-4-phosphate 5-kinase family protein. Gene Ontology annotation, biological process: phosphatidylinositol metabolic process. The transcript has a single exon. NCBI's taxonomy places the organism in Eukaryota, Fungi, Ascomycota, Saccharomycetes, Saccharomycetales, Saccharomycetaceae. The coding region runs from base 1 to 2736 and encodes 911 amino acids. The record is from RefSeq and is a predicted model, not a curated record. Gene Ontology annotation, molecular function: phosphatidylinositol kinase activity.
AUGACUGUGAUACACUCCACUUCAUCUACAGUUAUGUAUUUGGAAAUGGAAACUUCAAACGGGACAAGGAUAACCGAAAAUCAUACUUAUCAAAACGAUGUGAAUAAAUUGCACACGAAGGUUCAUCACAAACACACAAUGAGCUUUCAUUCUUCUUCGAAUUCAGACUCAAACGUCGGCAGUCCCAGAUCUUCAGAUGGAGAGUCAACGUCGACUUCUACUUCGGUAGACGAGGUAACUUCUCAUAAAGUAUUGACUACUGCACAUGAAAUGGAUACAAGAUCACAACAAAUAUCCCCAAUGCUAGAUUCAGUGUUUACAACUCCAAACAACGUACGACAAUAUGAUCAACAUAACAUUCGCAAUAAUAAUAAUAAUAAUGAUUAUAACCAUAAUAUAAAUACAAUGGGAACAGACAAAAAUGUGCUGAGGUCCUUAUCAUCAAGUGAAGAUAUAGUACGAGAAGACAUGACCUUGACUAGAAAUGAUAUUUAUACAGGCUAUACCGCUUCAGAAGAAGGAAAUAGUUCAGGUAAUCUCGUGACUGCAAAUUCAUCUCCUAUAAUAGAAGAAAUAGAAUCUCAUCUGCUAAGAGAAAACUUUAUCACUGCUAAUGAUAACAUAAAUAAUAUAACAAUAUUAUCGCAUACAUCAAGUGCCUUAGAAAAUAAUGGCUACAAUUCCAAUAAUAUCAUUAACAAUCAUCAUCAUCAUCACCACGAUAAUCAUAAUAAUAAUACUAACAAUAACAAUAAGAAUAAUACUAAUUAUAAUAAAACUCAUAACAUUAAUAACGAUAAUAAUCAUAAGCAAAAUGAUAAACCUACCACGCAAAUUCAGGAUAAUUCAAGUGACUCUAAUGAACCCAUAAUAACAAAUAUAAAUAUUACUAAUGAAGAUUCAAGUUUAAAUGACCAUAACCAUGACCAUAUUUACGAUAUUAAUGAUAAUAAUGACAAUAACAUAAAUAUUGAUAAUACUCAAAAUAAUAGUAAAACCGAUAAUAACCAGAACCUUGUGUCCGACAUACACAGUAUUUUAGAUACUACAAGUUUAAUAGAAACAGGAUCUUUUGUACACGAUAUUAACGACGAUGAUAUAUUAUUGAAUACCAAGGUUUCAAGAACGUCCACAAAUGUAAGGAAGAGCAUGAAUGAAGCAUCGAGAAAAUCAGUACCAUCGUUUUACUCAUCAAAACACUCUCAGAUAUUUCCACUCGAUGAUCCAAAUGUUGGAAAAAGUGCAAAUAAAGUUGAUAUAUUACCAAAUAUUUCAAUGACUUCUCUUCCUGUUCCUAACUUUAGCAGUUCCGAACACUCUAAAAAUAUAAGAAAAUGUCCAUCAUCAUCUUUCACUUCAUUGCCUCCAGUGCCGAAUCAUGGUGCACUAAAGAGAUCUGAAUCUGCAACUGCAGAAAUUAGAAAGAUGAGAGAAAACCUACUUCACAAACGAGAAAUGAAGCGUAGUAGAAAAUCUUUCUUAUUGGAUGAUGACCGUGUUCUCAUUGGAAACAAAGUUUCGGAAGGUCAUGUAAACUUCAUUAUCGCAUACAAUAUGCUGACAGGUAUUAGAGUAGCUGUCUCUCGCUGUUCUGGGAUAAUGAAACCACUAACAUCGUCUGACUUUUCAUUCACCAAAAAAUUGGCAUUUGAUUACCAUGGCAAUGAAUUAACUCCAUCUUCGCAAUACGCCUUUAAAUUUAAGGAUUAUGCACCUGAGGUUUUUCGAGAACUUAGGGCUAUGUUUGGUCUUGAUCCCGCUGAUUAUUUAGUAUCAUUGACAUCAAAGUAUAUUUUAAGUGAAUUACAUUCACCUGGUAAGAGUGGUUCUUUCUUUUACUAUUCAAGAGAUUAUAGAUAUAUCAUUAAAACAAUACAUCAUUCAGAACAUCUUCAUUUAAGAAAGCAUUUAAACGAUUAUUACAAGCAUGUUAAAGAAAAUCCCGACACCUUGCUUUGUCAAUUUUAUGGUUUACAUAGAAUUAAAAUGCCAAUGUCAUUCCAAAACAAAAUUAAGCAUAGAAAAAUUUACUUCAUUGUAAUGAAUAAUUUAUUUCCUCCACAUCUAGAGAUGCACGCCACUUAUGAUUUAAAAGGUUCUACCUGGGGUAGACUAACAAAAGUAGAUUUACAGAAAUUGAAAAACGAUUCAAAUUACAAACCUGUUCUAAAGGAUUUAAAUUGGAUCGACGAGCAUCAACACAUCAGUCUUGGCCCAAUAAAGAGACAAAAGUUUUUAGAACAACUGAGAAAAGAUGUAAAGUUACUGGCCAAAUUAAACACAAUGGAUUAUUCCUUAUUAAUUGGGAUCCAUGAUAUAAGGAAGGCCUCUAGGGACAGUGCCAUUUCUGGGAAUGUAUCUGAUGAGGAAUCUGGACAAGAAGCUGCAUCAAAUAGCGGGAGAGAACAUAGAAUCGACUUGAACACCAACAAACCAAACUCUGUUGUAUCUCACUAUUUCAAAGAGUAUGAAGGAGGAUUCCGGGCUUCAGAUAAGGAUAACAAGGAUUUAAACAUCAUAUACUACGUCGGAAUUAUUGACUGUCUAACAAACUAUUCAAUAAUUAAGAAAUUAGAAACGUUUUGGAGAGGUUUAGGCCAUGACUUAAAAGUUGUCAGUGCAAUUCCUCCUAGAGAUUAUGCUGAUAGGUUUUACAAAUUUAUAGAGUCUUCUACUGAUGCAUCUCCACAAAAGCAAUACAAAGAUAAUCCUAAUGUUAGAAAAUACAGGGAUUGA